AUGCAAUGCCGUACAAUUGAGUUGACAGCACUCAACCGGACGAUGCUACUAGAUAUUAUUACAGAAUAUGCGGCAAUUAUCGCCCUCAGUAUUUGCUUCGCUCACGCCACCGUGACUGAUAUACCUGCCAUAUUCCCAGCAAUUCCGGCAGUGGCUUCAUUCGAGGCCGUCGAUACGACCCAAUAUUUCAAACGGAGCCCUGACGACUUCAUCCAUCCCGGGAUUUGGCACACGCACGAGGAUCUUGAGCGCAUUCGGGAAAAUGUCCUCAACAAUACGGAGCCUUGGGCAUCGACCUACCAGCUUUUCCGUGCCGACCAGUAUUCCCUCGUCAAUUACACGAUGGAAGGGCCCUUCGCCGUAAUUUCCCGGGGUCAGACCAGUAACUACUCGUCAUUCGCGCAUGACGCGCGCGCCGCAUGGCAGAAUGCCCUGAUGUGGUAUAUCACCAAGGACCAGUCGCAUUGGGACCGCAGCACCAGCAUCCUGGACGCGUGGGGGUCGAACCUGACGGAUAUUAUCGGCAUUGACCGAUCCCUCUUGAUCGGAGUGGAUGGGGACCUGUUCGUCAACGCGGCUGAGAUCAUGCGAUGGGAAGGGAACUGGACGGAGACGGGUGCCGAUGGCAGGGGGGAAGUGGGUUUAGCAAUCAGCUGUACUGGUUCUUCUCACUGCAGUCGGCGUUGUACAAAUACGCGAUUCACACGUACAUUCAGGACCGUUACACUAGGUUAUUCGCCCAUGUAUCACCCGGAAACCGGACAGUCGGUAGAAGCUGGGCGCGAUCAAGAUAAAUUCCUUUGCCACACAAUGUCGGGAAUCGGCUGGUCGGCAUAUGGCGCUCGGGUUGGACAAAGCCAAGGCAGCGAUCUUUAUAGCCUUGGGAGGGCUUUGUUACUCCAAGCGGCCGAGUACGCCGCAAACUAUAAUCUGAACCACACGGUUGUGUAUAAUCCCCAAUGGUAUCAUCUCCUGUACUAUGAGUAUGUAGUGAGGCGGGGGAACCAGGGACCCUGGACUGCGGCAGCCAAAGAGGCCCAGGGGUUGGCAGGUGGAGUGACCUCCAACGACCAUCCGAGUUGGGGGGAUCUGAUCUGGGCAAGGCACGUUAAUGUUCAUUAA
Messenger RNA from Aspergillus alliaceus, 1122 nucleotides. RefSeq lists its product as uncharacterized. The coding region runs from base 1 to 1122 and encodes 373 amino acids. The record is from RefSeq and is a predicted model, not a curated record. NCBI's taxonomy places the organism in Eukaryota, Fungi, Ascomycota, Eurotiomycetes, Eurotiales, Aspergillaceae. The transcript has 5 exons.